Molecule: messenger RNA, 4016 nt
Organism: Sander lucioperca (pikeperch)
Lineage: Eukaryota; Metazoa; Chordata; Actinopteri; Perciformes; Percidae
Product: 1-phosphatidylinositol 4,5-bisphosphate phosphodiesterase beta-1
Exons: 32
Coding region: 291-3770 (1159 amino acids)
Biological process (GO): lipid catabolic process; memory; phosphatidylinositol-mediated signaling
Cellular component (GO): cytoplasm; nuclear speck
Molecular function (GO): calmodulin binding; calcium ion binding; phosphatidylinositol-4,5-bisphosphate phospholipase C activity
Source: RefSeq, a predicted model, not a curated record
AGGGAGGGAGGAAGAAAAGAAGAGAGAGGGAUAAGAAAAGAGAGGAGAGAGGAAGCAGACACAGAGCAGAGAGAAAGAGGUGAGAGAAGGACUGAAAUUUAAAAAAAAAAAAAAGAGUGAAGAGUGCAGGUAAGACAGGACACAAUCUGAAGAGGAGAGGAUGCUACUACAGCUGAGCGUCUCUGCCUGACUUCUGAGGAGUUUGGGCUCGGACAUGACGGAGAUGCAGCAUCCAAGUGUCUGAGCCUGAAUAUCUUCCAGUUUGUGUGUGUGUUGAUGUGUGUGAAGCCAUGGCGAGUGCUCAGCCAGGGGUCCAUGCAUUGAAACUCCAGCCUCCCUCCGUCUCUCAAACACUGAGGAACGGAAGCAACUUCAUUAAAUGGGAUGAGGAUCUGUCUACGGUGACUCCAGUGAUUCUACACGUGGACCCACAUGGAUUUUACCUCUACUGGACCGACCAAAAUAAGGAGACAGAGUUGUUGGACCUGACCCUCGUAAAAGAUGUCAGAACAGGGAGAAGCACCAAAACUCCCAAGGAGGCCAAGCUGCGCGAGCUGAUGGAAGUGGGAAACCUGGUUGGCCGGCUUGAGAAUCGCAUGGUUACCGUGGUUACGGCUUCAGACCUUGUGAACGUCAACCAGCUCAACUUCAUCGCCUCACAGGAGGAGGAAGCUAAGGUGUGGUGUGUGGAACUGUUUUCUCUGUCUUCCAACCUGUUGAGCCACAAUCUCAACAGAGACCAGAGUCUGUUGAAAGCGUAUGUCAGGUUAACUCUCCAGCCGAACGCAGAGGGGAGAAUUCCUGUCAAGAACUUUGUUCGACUGUUUUCAUCAGACAGAAAGAGAGUAGAGACUGCUCUGGAGAACUGCAGACUGCCCUACGGACGGGGUGACAGUAUCAAACUGGAGGACUUCACACUUGAAGUAUACAGGAGCUUUUUGGACUUUCUGUGUCCCCGUCCUGAGCUCAGCAACAUCUUUAAACUGCAAGGAUGGGAUGACAACAUGCUGUCACUCGAUCAGAUGACCGAGUUCAUUAACAACAAGCAGAGAGACCCAAGGCUGAAUGAAAUCCUCUACCCGCCUCUCCGUCCUGCACAGACACACUCUCUGAUGGAGCGGUACCAAAAUGACCAGACACAGCUGAAGCAAGGCGUUAUCUCUCUCCAGGCGUUCUCCAGUUAUAUCUCCAGUGACGAGAACGGAAUUAUCCCACCAGAAAAACUGGAUCAGUCUGAAGACAUGAGCUUCCCCCUGUCUCACUACAUCAUCAACUCAUCCCAUAAUACAUACCUGACAGCGGGCCAGCUGGCGGGGAGCUCCUCGGUGGAGAUGUACAGGCAGGUUCUUCUGGCUGGAUGCCGCUGUGUGGAGUUAGAUGUGUGGAAAGGGCGAACUGCUGAGGAGGAACCUGUCAUCACACACGGGUUCACCAUGACAUCGGAAAUCCCUUUUAAGGAAGUGAUUGAAGCUAUUGCAGAGUGCGCCUUCAAGACCUCACCUUUCCCCGUCAUACUCUCCUUUGAAAACCACGUUGACUCUUUGAAGCAGCAGGCGAAAAUGGCUGAAUAUUGUCAAUCUAUUUUUGGAGAAGCGCUGUUGAUUGACCCUCUGGAAAAAUACCCUCUGGAGGCGGGUGUCCCCCUGCCCAGUCCUCAGGAGCUGAUGGGAAAAAUUCUCAUCAAGAACAAGAAAUCCCACAAACCCUCCAAUAACACAGACACCAAAAGACUGGCGGACCAACCUGCCAAUCAGAGCAAUGAACCAGUGUCUCUUAGCAACAACACAGGAGAGAUGGAGGCUGAGAGUGAGGAAGAUGAUGAUGAUGAAGAUGAUGAUGGUAAAAAGGGCUCAGCAGAGCGAGAGGCAGUGGCUACAGAGGAAAUGUCAACUCUGGUAAACUAUGUCCAGCCAACCAAGUUCAACUCCUUCGAAGCCUCCAAGAAGGCAGCCCGCUGUUACCACAUGUCGUCUUUUGUGGAGACCAAAGCUUUGGAGCAUCUCACAAAGUCACCAGUGGAGUUUGUAGAAUAUAAUAAAUCCCAGUUGAGUCGUAUCUAUCCGAAAGGAACCAGAGUUGACUCAUCCAACUUCAUGCCUCAACUCUUUUGGAACGCUGGCUGUCAACUGGUGGCUCUCAACUACCAAACUAUAGAUUUGUCCAUGCAGCUGAAUCUCUUCAUGUUCGAGUACAACGGUCGGAGUGGCUACAGACUGAAGCCUGAGUUCAUGAGACGGCCGGACAAACACUUUGACCCCUUCACAGAAAACACAGUGGAUGGCAUCGUAGCCAACACCCUCUCUGUGAAGGUGAUUUCAGGCCAGUUCCUGACUGAGCGGCGGGUGGGUGUGUAUGUGGAGGUGGACAUGUUUGGACUUCCUGCAGACACCAGGAGGAAAGCGCUGAAGACCAAAACCUCCCAGAACAACAACGCCAUCAACCCAGUGUGGGACGAAGAGCCGAUUGUCUUCAAAAAGGUGAUUCUUCCAACUCUGGCCUCUCUGAGAAUCGCUGCUUUUGAGGAAGGAGGGAAGUUUAUUGGUCAUCGGAUUAUUCCAGUAUCUGCCAUAAGACCAGGUUAUCGUUACAUCAGCUUGAGGAAUGAGAAAAACCAGUCUCUGAUUCUACCAGCUGUGUUCGUCUACAUUGAGGUCAAAGAUUACGUCCCAGACACCUUUGCAGAUGUGAUAGAGGCUUUGUCCAACCCUAUUCGAUACGUCAACCUCCUGGAGCAGCGGUCCAAACAGCUGGCGGCUCUGACUCUGGAGGACGUGGAGGAGGACACACAGACUGAGGAUGAGACGGACAGCUGUGCAGAACGUAAGAACGAUGUUAAAUCAGCUCCUCUGGAGAAUGGGCUCAGUCCCGCCCCUGGUCCUGCAGGCCACGCCCCCAUGACGCCCAAAGCCUCCGCAGCCAAUCAGCAAGCAGCUGCCACAGAAGCAGCCAAACCAGCAGCAAAGAGUGAAGAUCUGGUUUUAAGUGUUUUGAUAGAUGUUCAAGUGUGCACCAUAGAGAGUCUUCAGCAGUCAAAGGUUUACCAGAAGGAGCAGAGGCGUCAGUUUAAAGAGCUGAAGGAGUUAGUGAGGAGGCACCAGAAGAAAACCUCCGAGCUCCUCCGAGAGUUCAACAACAAGCACAAGAAAGUGGCCAGACAGUGCAGCAAGAGCAGGGCUUCGUGUUCGGACGGUGAGAAAGAUGAGCGCCUCCAGCAGCUGAGAGAUGAGCAAGAGCAGCAGCUUCUGGCUCUGAGGCAGGAACAGUACUACAGUCAGAAAUAUCUACAGAGAGAACAUAUUAAAACGCUGACAGAGCGACUGAGCAGUCUGGCUGAGGAGAGUCACAACAGCCAGAUGAAGAAACUCAAAGACAUCUGUGACAAGGAGAAAAAAGAGUUGAAGAGACAGAUGGAUCGAAGAAGAACAGAGAAGAUCAACCAAGCAAAGACCAAAGAGAAACAUCUGGCUGAAGAGGAGAAGAAUGAGAUCAAUAAGUCCUACGUCAAUGAAGUCGUCCAGAAUAUAAAACGGCUUGAGGAGACUCAGACAAAGCGCCACGAUCAGCUGGUGGAACAGCACACUGAGCUCCUGCAGGAGAUACAAGACCAGAAACCAAAGCUGCAAGGGGCCGUGGAGGCGGAGUUUCAGGAUAAGUUCCAGUGUUUGCCCGGAGAGAUUCAAGACUUCCUGCAGGACAGGAAGACGGAGGUUAGAGGACACAGCAAGUCCCGACCUUCGACCCCACACGAAACGCUGUCAGAGGAGGACUGAGGAAGAAGAACAUGUGACCAGGAGUGAUGAAGAUGAAGAGUCGAUGAAUCAGUGGAAGUAGAGGAAGUAAGAGGGAAACGUUGAGGAAAGGGAAGUGAGAGGAGAUUUUAAGAUUAUGAAGACUGUUUCUUUUCUUUUUAAUGGAAGAAUGCUUUAUUGGUUUAUUUUUUAAUUCCAUUCAAGCAUGCACUUUGUUGUCUAUCUAUCUAUCUAUCUAUCUAUCUAUCUAUCUAUCUAUCUAUCUAU